ACAGUGCACAUCGUGAUCGCAGAGUAAAGAUUGCAGGAUUUCGAAGAAGCGUAAAGUUGAUACCAAAGAUGCCGCCGUGCCACGCGCUGUCUAUGUCCGAAGCGAUGCCUGCAGGGACAGGCACGAACGUACAACCCGCUGCCGGCUCCAGUCCGCGCUUAGCCACCCCGUCCGCCACUCCCCACAAGACUCCGUUUGUCCUCCCCGCGUCCUCGCGAAUCGUUCACGAUGCCGUCGCCAUGCACCACGCCGCGUACGGCUGGACCGACGAUUCCGCCGCGACUCACGGCGACGCCAGCGGUGCGGGUGCGGGUGCAGGUGCAGGAGGAGCAGCGGAGGACAGAAACGAGGGGAGGGGGGGAGGGCUCGGUAGUAGCACUGCGCUUGACCUGACGCCGCCGUCGUCGCCGUCAAGUGCGGCGCGCGAUACGCAGUGGAACGCAGACAGUCACAGUGACUCAGCGAAUAGUAGUACCGAUGCUAUUGUUUCCUCUCCUAAUGGUGGUGCACGUGCCAGUGCCAGCGCCAGUGCCGGUGCCAGUGCCGGUGCCGGUGCUACUGCUAAUGCUGGAACAGCCAUGGAUCCGAGUGGCAGCAGCAGCGCUGGCGGGGUUGGUGCUGUGGACUCGACGCAGCAUCGUGAUGGAAGCGCAGAUGAGCCGCAUCUUUCUGCUCAGCGGCAACGUGAAGUGCAGCAAGAAAGCCCUCCGCCGCGGCAGUCCGUGCGCGACCUUGCGCUCGUGCGCGCGCUCAUCCUUGCGGACGACUGCACGGUGGCGGAAGCCAGCCGGCGAAUGGCAGCCCGCCACGUGGAUGCGUGUUUGCUGACGGACGCCAAGAGCGGCAUGCUCUGCGGGGUUCUGACGGACCGCGACGUCGCGGAGCGGUGCGUGGGCGAGGGGCGCUCGCCGCAAUCCACGCCGUGCCAUGCGGUCAUGACGCGCGAGCCGCAGUUCGUCUCUCUGCACGCGCCCGCUGCUGUCGCGCUGAAGAAAAUGAUCAACGGAAAGUUUCGGCACCUGCCCGUGGUGGACGGCGGGGAGGUGGUGGCGAUGCUGCCCGUGCGCAGCUGCCUGGCGGAAGCGCUGCUGCGCGCGGAGGCGGUACGAGGGAAAGGCGCAGCUGUGGCGCAAACAGUGAGAGAGGCGGAGCGGACGGGAGGUGGGGGCGGGGAUGGCGCUGCUGCUGCCGUUCUCCGUGUGCUGUGCGACGCUGUCUCGCGGCCCUCCAUGGCGGCGCUCAUGGCGCCACGCACAAGGCCCACAGCAGUGCGGCCAACAGACACAGUGGCAGCAGCAGCCAAGGCAAUGCGUCGCCAUGGAGUCACAGCAGUUGUUGUGUCGGACCACGCCCAUGAUCAUAUGCAUACCCAGGGGCAUACCCAGGGGCAUACCCAGGGGCAUACCCAGGGGCAUACCCAGGGGCAUGGCCAUGGGAACAGCCAUCAUGCGGGCGUGAGCUCGCGCGACAUUCUCCUGCGGGUCAUAGCUGCCGGCUUGAACCCCAACCAAGUCACUGUUGACCAGGCCAUGACUCAUGCCCCUCUGACAGUGCCAGUGGACGCGUGUCUGCUGCAGGCCGUGCGCCACAUGGACUGGGGGGGCUUCUCGCACCUGCCCGUCACGGCGCGAGAUGGCAAUUGCGUGGCAUGUGUGGGUGUGACUGACAUCCUCCCUGCUCUUCUCACUGGCCAGCACUGCCAUCACCUGCAGCAGCAGGCACAGCAGCUGUCAGACAGUGCUAGGGGGGCGGUGGAGGGGACAAUGCACCACAUAUGGGAUUCGGCUUUUGACGUAGGGGACGAAGGGGAGGAGGAAUGGGAGGGGAGUGAGGGGGAGGGAGAGGAGGAGAAUGAGGGAGAGGAGGAGGGUGUGGGGGAGGGAAAGGAGGAAGAGGCAGAUGAGGAAAGGAGGCCUGCUGAAUGUGUCAGGAGCCCAAGUAAAAAAACUGCUGAAGGGAGACCUGGGAGGAGAAGUGGGGAAGCGAGGAGAGAAGAGGGGGGGGGCAGAGGUGGACACAGGAGGCAGAACCCGUCUGGGGGGCAUUGUGCUGCUGCUGGUGGUGCCGCUGCUGCUGCUGACGGUCCUGCUCGUGGUGGUGCUGGUGCUGGUGCUGCUACUGCUGGUGCUGCUACUGCUGGUGCUGCUGCUAGUGCUGCUGCUAGUGCUGCUGCUGGUGCUGCUGCUGGUGCUGCUGCCAGUGCUGCUGCUAGUGCUGCUUCUGGUGCUGCUGCCAGCGCUGCUUUGGCUGCUACUGGUGCUGCUUCUAGCUCUGCGUUUGACGCAUGGAGUGACAUCUACACAGAUGUGGGAACGGUGGGAGAGCGUGGGGAUGCGGAGGAUGGGUAUGAGGGGGGAGGGGAGGAGCUUUCCAUAGCUGGUGACUUCCCUCCUCACUUUGCUGCUCCUCCUGCUGCCACUGUUGCUGUUGCUGCUGCUGCUGCUGCUGCUUCGGGUGGUGCCGGCUCGUGUUAUCGACCUGGGGGUUUCUAUGGAGGGAAACGGCUGCCGGCUGCUGCUGCCGCUGCCGCUCGUGGUGCUGGGUAUAGUGGUGGGAAUGCACAGGCACAGGCACAGGCACAGGCACAGGCACAGGCACAGGCACAGUCACAGGCACAGGCACAUGCGAUGCAUAUGGCAAUGAACGGGAUGGGGCAGCAAUGGUCACAGCAGGUGAUGUCUCAGCAGACUGGUGUGGGACACCAGCAGCACUGGGAGCUGCAGCAGCAGGUGUGGCAGCAGCAGCAGCUACAGCAACGUCACCCACAGUCACAGCUGGUGAUGCCUCAGCAGACUGAUGUGGAAUACCAGCAGCACUGGGAGCUGCAGCAGCAGGUGUGGCAGCAGCAGCAGCAGCUACAGCAACUUCACCUACAGUCACACCAGCAGCAGCAGCAGCAGCAGCAGCAGCUACAGCAACUUCACCUACAGUCACACCAGCAGCAGCAGCAGCAGCAGCAGCAGCAGCAGCAGCAGCAGCAGCAGUAUGCGCGCAUGAAUGACAGCGCUAGAAGGCUCCAGCAGCAGCUUCCCUUGCUGCACCUGGCACGCCCCAGCACCGCCCCCCCCCGCAACCACAACAAGGAAGCCACACCUGCCUCGCCCUUCCCAGCCUCCCCGCUCGCCUCAGCAUCAGCAACAGCAGCAUCAGCUGCAGCAGCAGCAGCCAUGGGUGGCGCACCUUUCCCAGGCAUGGCUGAUGCUGCUGCUCAUGCAGCCAGCGGCACUCCUUUCACUGCCACCAGCUGUAGCACCCCGUCUUGUGUGUCUGCGUGCUCAUCCGUGGAUCAGCUGCCGUUCAAGCUCACAGACCACCGUGGCCACGUGCACCGAUUCUCAUGCGCUUGUGAGUCGCUGUCAGAUCUGAUGUCCGCGGUGGCAGCUCGCCUGGCAUGGGACUACAACCCCACCAACCCGCCCACCUGUUAUAAUCACAAUAGGCUCAGAUGUGCCUAAAAUGAGAGAAAAUGUGCACAGUCAG
Closterium sp. NIES-67 is the source of this 3480-nucleotide messenger RNA. The record is from the annotation of a GenBank genome assembly. Lineage: Eukaryota; Viridiplantae; Streptophyta; Zygnematophyceae; Desmidiales; Closteriaceae.